This is a messenger RNA of Mesocricetus auratus (golden hamster), 5538 nucleotides long. RefSeq names its product hypocretin receptor 2 (gene Hcrtr2). The transcript has 7 exons. NCBI's taxonomy places the organism in Eukaryota, Metazoa, Chordata, Mammalia, Rodentia, Cricetidae. Gene Ontology annotation, molecular function: orexin receptor activity. Gene Ontology annotation, cellular component: membrane. Bases 87 to 1418 code for a protein of 443 amino acids. Gene Ontology annotation, biological process: circadian sleep/wake cycle process; feeding behavior; G protein-coupled receptor signaling pathway. The record is from RefSeq and is a predicted model, not a curated record.
GCAGCCUUUCCCACCGCGGAUCCCCGGUGCUCAUGGGGCAGGCAGAGACAAGCUUGCAGCACUGAGCCCAACAGGACCAGUCCGUGAUGUCCAGCACCAAAUUUGAGGAUUCCCUUCCUCGUCGCAACUGGUCAUCUGCUUCAGAGCUGAAUGAAACUCAAGAACCGUUUUUAAACCCCACAGACUAUGACGACGAGGAAUUCCUGCGGUACCUGUGGAGGGAAUACCUACACCCGAAAGAAUAUGAGUGGGUCCUGAUAGCAGGGUACAUCAUCGUGUUCGUUGUGGCUCUCAUCGGGAAUGUCCUGGUCUGUGUGGCAGUGUGGAAGAACCACCACAUGAGGACAGUCACCAACUACUUCAUAGUCAACCUUUCCCUGGCAGACGUGCUUGUGACCAUCACCUGCCUUCCAGCUACCUUAGUUGUUGACAUCACUGAGACCUGGUUCUUUGGACAGUCCCUCUGUAAGGUCAUUCCUUAUUUGCAGACUGUGUCAGUGUCUGUGUCUGUUCUUACAUUGAGCUGCAUUGCCUUGGACCGAUGGUAUGCAAUUUGUCACCCUUUGAUGUUCAAGAGCACAGCUAAACGGGCUCGAAACAGUAUUGUCAUCAUCUGGAUUGUCUCCUGCAUCAUAAUGAUCCCUCAAGCCAUUGUCAUGGAGUGCAGCAGCAUGCUCCCUGGCUUAGCCAAUAAAACUACCCUCUUUACAGUAUGUGAUGAGCACUGGGGAGGUGAUGUUUACCCAAAGAUGUACCACAUCUGCUUCUUCCUGGUGACUUACAUGGCUCCUUUGUGUCUUAUGGUAUUGGCUUAUCUGCAAAUAUUUCGUAAACUCUGGUGCCGGCAGAUUCCAGGAACUUCAUCUGUGGUUCAGAGAAAAUGGAAGCAGCCUCAGCCGGUUACUCAGCCCCGAGGGUCUGGACAGCCGAGCAAGGCCCGGAUUAGCGCUGUGGCUGCUGAGAUAAAGCAGAUCCGAGCCAGAAGGAAAACAGCCCGGAUGCUCAUGGUUGUACUUCUGGUCUUUGCAAUUUGCUAUCUACCAAUCAGCAUCCUCAAUAUGCUAAAGAGGGUAUUUGGAAUGUUCACACACACCGAAGACAGAGAGACUGUCUAUGCUUGGUUCACAUUUUCUCAUUGGCUUGUAUAUGCUAAUAGUGCUGCAAACCCAAUCAUUUAUAAUUUCCUUAGUGGAAAAUUUCGAGAGGAAUUUAAAGCUGCCUUUUCAUGUUGUCUUGGGGUUCAUCAUCGCCAAGGAGAUCGGCUCGCCAGGGGACGCACAAGCACAGAGAGCAGGAAGUCCCUGACCACUCAGAUCAGCAACUUUGAUAACGUAUCAAAACUCUCAGAGCACGUGGUGCUCACCAGCCUAAGCACACUCCCAGCAGCCAAUGGGGCAGGACCGCUUCAAAACUGGUAGAACAUUUAUUGCUAUGAGGAGGAUACCCCACUCAAACUAUUCUUUUAUACAAACUCUGUGAACGGAUGUUUUAGUAUCCUGUUGAUCUAAACCUAAAACUACUUGUCUACCCAUUUUUUUUCAAUCGAUCACUCUUUGGAAAUAAGCAAAUUUGAAAUACUUAAUGAACCGUUUCCUCAAACAUGUUAUAUGUUUAAACUGCAGCUGAAUUUAUUUUAAGCUAUUUCGUCUUAGUUCUGUGAACUGAAGUUUGUGGCAGUUAAGGGUUUGAACAUGUCUAAUUCUUUUUAUAACCUUUGGCAUUUUAAUCUCACAACUCAAAAUGGUCGCUAAAAAUCACCAAAAAUUAAUCAUUUCCUUUUGACUGAUAAAAGAAGUAACAAUUACUAACUCUCAGUUAACAACAGACAUGCUAAUUGACAAUAUUUUUUUAAUUCAUAAAAAAUGAUCAUUACAAUGAGCUUACCUGGGAGACUAUUUGUGAAUCAAAUAGCAUGUAAUUGGUAUAUAUUAUAAAUCUCUCUUUCCAAAUCACAUGAAAUACAUACUAUUAAGCUUAAUUUGCCACUAAUUUUAUUUUUCAUUUACUAAAUGUUCUCAGGUUUAUAACCUUAUAAUAUUUAAGUUUUUGUGCAAUAUAGAAUCAAACUGACUAUAUUAAAGUAAAAAUUUAGCAGCAACUACUAAUACAUAACCACUUUCAUAUCUGUGAAGGAUUUAAAUUAAGAGCUAAAAGUCAGAUGAUUUUCUUCUUCAAAUUAGGGACAAUGAAUUAGUGAGCCUUGCUGGAGUCAAAAUAUGACAAUGUGGUAUGUCAGAGUUAGUGAGGAAAGGACAGGAUUUGAGAAGGGCUGUAGUUCAGUUCUGGGAUAGGGCUUUAUAACCAAUCACUUCCCUAAUAGGUUCCACUAGUCUAUAGUUUAGUUACCAUCACUGAAAACAAAAAGCAACAAAUAAAUGAAACAAGGCUUGUUGUAGUCUAGUGAGGGAGAAAACCUGAGGGGCAAAACAGAAUAAUCACAAAACUACCAAAGACAGUGGUCCCCACCACAACACUGGCAGUACUGUUACAACCGCCAUGCCACCCCAUUUAGAUAUAGUAUGCUCUCUGUGUUAGUAAUUCUGGCAUGCUUGAAGCUUAGAGAUGGGAAAUUAGGAAAAUUGAAGGCUUGAUACUAACUCAUGCACAAAUGGAAAGGAUAAAAGGUAUUUUGUAUAAAUGUAAAUCAUGGGAUUGGAACAAUUGAUUAUUUCAAAUUUGUUCUCCACAAAAUUCUUCUGAUGCAAGUAUCCACUUCUAAAUUAAAUUAAAAGUUUAAAAUUAUACUUAAAAAGUUGUUCUUCAGAUCAUAGUGAGCUGUGGGCACUCAUAUCAAAACUGGAUAUAUUUAACAUUUAAGAGAGAUUUUAUUUGAAAUAAUUAUAUUGUCGUUUUUUUUUCCUUUUGCCCAACUCUUCAUUCUCAGAGAAAAAUAAUACCGCCAAAUUAUCCAUACUUUCUUUUCCGAAGCUUAGGAUUUUGUUACCAUGUGCCUUUUAGUACUCUAAGCCAGGACUGCCCUCUUACAUGAGGUGUAUCACAGUUAUAUGGCUGAAUAUUGUGAUGUUCUAUAUCUAUGAACAUGAUACUUUCAAUGUCUCCUUUCUCCCCUUUGAGAGCUUUGUCUGCCACAUGAAAGGAGAGUUGUAAUUUUCUGAUUGUGAUGACAGUUAGCACUUUAAGAUUUGAAGAUAACUUCAAACCCUCUUGGUAAUAAGCCUUAAUAGUCUUGCAGCUCAAUGAAGAUGAUAUAAUGGUCUUAUCUAAUAUAAUUGAACUUCAUUAAUGCUAAGUUGUUAGAUAGUAUUAGAUCCUAAGAUGCCAGUUCUUGUUAUAUAAACAAAAUGAGAGGCCUUGAGAAGGGAAAGUGUGGGAAAAGAGCCAUGGAGUCGGGGGUGGAUGGAGAAAAGACUUUGUAUUGGUAUGGUCAAUCAAGAUUCAGAAUUUGUUUAUACUACAUUAAUAAUCCUAAUGUGGUGUGGUCCCUCGACCAUCAACAUCUGAAAUUCCAAGGAACUAAUACUAAACAUGUGUUCCAAACUUACUAAACCAAAUGCCUUGGGUUAAGUAGCUAGGGAUGUGUACGAUUACAAUUCUACAGGUGAUUAUGCAGCUCUUUAGCUUUGAGACCUCUGCUCUAAAUGGUGUCUCCUAGCAUCAACUUAUUAGCCCAUGUGAAAUAAAGUCUUUUACUGCACAGGUAUCUACAACAGGGAGUACCAUCUUCACUGCUGUCGUCCUGGCUGGAGGUCUGAGAGAAGAGGCUGAGUAUCCAUGUGGAGUCUCACCCCUGUCACCUCAAAGAGAUAAUGGUUUACAAAACAGAUGCCACUGUGUUCUUAGUGUGAAGUUAAAGAGGAUGGAUUUUAUGGCACUUAUGUGCUUCAUAAGUGACCUAGAUGACUUGAGAUUUACUAAAAUUUCCCAAUUGCCGAUUUUAUUUACUAACUUUCUGCUUUACGGGAGCAGUUCAUUUUGAAGAGUAACUAUGACCUGGAAGAAAACUGAUGAAUUAAACUGGUACAUAAAUGAAACUCUGGGAAAGGAAUCAUGAAACAUGUAUUUAUUUCUCAACAUUAGGGCCUAUGAAUCCUGAGUGAGUUGGAUUGAUAUGGUGACCUUCAUAGGACAAUUGAUUAAAAAAAGAGGAGGCCCCAAAACAGCCAUGUUAUUGGGGUGCUUGACUACUUACCUCAUUGUGUGCUAAUGACACAAAUGAGAAACUUUAUGUGUAAAGUUUAUUUUGGAGCGGAGUUAUGCGGAUCAUUGGACAAUUAUCUGCCUUUACUACUGUUGUUUUCCAAACCUUCAAUGUGAGAUGUUAAUGUCAUUAGUUUUGUCACAAUUAAGGAUGGUGUGAUAAUUUUACCAAUAUAUAUUGGAGAUUAAUGACUUAUGAAAUUUUAUAAUAUCAUAAAAACCUUGAUGUUUUGAGUUCAUUCAUUUGGGGCUAGUUAUUAUCCCAAGUUUGUGAAGAGAAAAAAUGUGACUUCUAAAUUUUCCACAAUGUGGAAUUAUUAAGUAGUUAUAAACUAUUGAUAACUUUAGUACAAAAGUGUUAGGCACAGUAAUACUCAGUUUCACCACAGUGCACAUUGGUUCAGGAAGAAUAGUAACUAUGCUUAUAAGUGACAGCAUGAAUGUGUCUAGAGACAAUACUAAUCAUAACUGAAAUGAGGGCUAUUAGCACUUUGAUACAAUGUAACAAUAUCAGGUUUGCAUUAGCUGUAAAUCAAACAAAACUCAAAUGCAUUUCAAAAGCCAUGGCUAGUCCUUACAAUUAGAAACAUUUCAACGAACGUAAUUUCAAGAAACAAAAGCAUAAAUUCCAUUAGAUUAUUUUCAAAUAGUUUUUACACUGCUGGAAGCAAAAUAAUGGGGUUUGGGAGGGUCAUUAGAUAAGUAGAAAAAUAUUAAUUUACAACCCAUUCUAUUACUUCAUGCACAGCAGAAAACAAAGAACAGGAACACGCAAAGCACUGUCAGUUCUCCAAGUUCAAAGGGAACGUUUUUCUACAGUUUUCUGCUAUUGAAAAGGGGAACAAAAGACUCCCCAACUUGCCACGUAUUUCUAUUCUUUAAAUUUUCUUUACAGGCUUUGGAGUUAGAAAAUUUAGGUUUUUCAUGAAAUGUGUUUCUAUUAUUGUAUCCAUGUAUGUAUCAGCAUGUCAGUUGUUUAACAAGUAUACAUUCAAAGUCCUUUAUGCCUGAUUGUACUGUGUUUUCAUGAAUAUAUUUCUUAUCAAAACAAUGUGGUUCUAUGUCUCCCAGUGUGAAGGUUGAAUUAUGUAGUUUUAAGUAAAAUAUUACUGAGAAGUCCAUAAUCACAUCUACAUUGUCCUGAUGUACUAUGUGAAAAAUUAUGUUGUUGUUCAAUACAUAAAUUGGAUAUUUGCUCAUAAUUAUUGUCAAAUCUUUGCAGUUAAGGAUUGAAUUAACCCUGGUGCCGUACUUGAUGACCAAAAUAUUUUCCAAUAAGUUUAUAUAACCAGGGAUAAUGAUGAUAUAAAAGAUUUUUAAUAUUGUUUCUAAGAGGAGGUACUACAAUAAAAGUUAAUAUUAAAUACACAAAUAUUUCAU